CGCUUCUAACGGAUUGCCCGUCCUGCCCAGGGCUCAUUCCUCUACUCACUUUCUCUAAGCACGGGCAUGCGUAAGAAUAGAACGGAUGAUGAACUCUUUUGUAAAAUGGGCGCUUAUCCUGUUCGUCCUCGUCUCCAUCAUCCUCAACAUUGUCCUGAUCGGCAUUCACACAAGCAGGGCACCUAAAUGUUCCACUCAGCGUGUCCACCCGCUGAAGCGCAACCACGACGAGCGCAGCCUCGUUUUCGCUGACCUCAGCCGGCAGGAGUACUUGCAGGUCCAGCAGUUCAUGCUCAAGCAGAAAGACCUGGACAUAUCCACCAACCAGAACACCAAGCCGUGGGAAAAUUUCUUGUUUUUAAUAGAUCUAUCUCUUCCCAAAAAAGCGGACGCGCUGGCUUACUUAGAUGGGAAGAGCGCAAAGCCGGAUAGAGAGGCUACCGUGGUGGUCUUCCACGGCGCAAAAGGCUACGUUAAGGAGUACGUAGUGGGGCCUCUCCCCAACCCGACAUACCACAGAGAUGUCACCAUUGAGAGGUACAACAUGGAACUGCCUAUCACUUCGCGCACGGUCACCAUCGGGGAAUACGACUUACUUUUUAGAUAUGUGGGUGAGGUCUUCUUCAAGUUGGGGAAGCUCAUGAAAGAGAGCUUCGACGUAGAUCAGAACAAGAAGCUGAACGCGUUUGAGCAGAUGCCCCGUGGAAUUCGAUCCGGGGACAGACGUACCUGGAUAUCUUUCUUUAGGGAUAUGAGCGGCAUGUACAUCCACCCGGUGGGCUUCGAGCUGCUGAUCAACCACGAGAGCGUCAACGCGUCUGAAUGGAAAGUGGAGCGGCUGCUUUAUAACGGCCAAUAUUUCGAUACUGUAGAUGAGCUUAAAGUGAAAUAUGAUGCGGGGUCUGUUAAGAAAAUAGUUUACAAGGAGACGCCUGACUAUGGUUCACUGAAACCCAGGCACAAGCCUCUUCAGAUCGGCCCGCAGCUGUUUAACCCAGAGGGGAAGCGCUAUAGCAUCAGCAACAACCAUGUCCUGUACUUGGACUGGAGCUUCGCCUUCGGGCUCAGCUCUGUUACAGGCUUGAGAGUGUUUGAUGUGCGUUUCAAAGGAGAAAGGAUAAUCUACGAGCUGAGCGUGCAGGAGGCCAUGUCAGUCUACGGUUCAGUGACUCCGGGGAUGAUUCUGACAAAGUUUUUGGACGCGAGCAUCGGGAUAGGGCGCUUCGCACACGAACUGGUCCGUGGUGUAGAUUGCCCCCAUGAAGCCACCUACGUGGACACAAACCGCUACAUGGAUGUUUCAGUCCCGGUCAGAUAUAGGAAUUCUUUCUGUGUGUUUGAGCACAACAUGGGUCAGCCCCUGCGGCGGCACUUUGCGGACUUUUUCUCCAAUAGUUACGGAGGUAUGGUGAACAGCGCCCUGGUGGUUAGGACCAUCACAGCAAUUGGAAACUAUGACUACAUGUGGGAUUUCAUCUUCUACCAGAGUGGCUCAGUGGAGGCCAAAGUGCACGCCACCGGCUACAUCUCCUCUUCUUACCUAGUGGAUGGUAGUCUAAAAUAUGGACACCAGGUCGCCGAGAAAGUGCUGGGGAACAUCCACACCCAUUUUAUCAACUUCAAAGUGGACCUAGAUGUGUUGGGAGUAAAUAACCUUUUCCAGACGAAAGACAUGGACUAUGUCAAUGUGUCAAUACCAUGGAUGCCUGAUCACUAUGCUAUGGUUCCUCAGCUGGUGGAGAAGCAACUUAAAACAGAACAGGAGGCAGCCCUACGUUACGACACUAAGACUCCUCGCUACCUCCACAUCGCCAGCAACAAGACCAACCGCUGGGGUCACCAUCGGUCCUAUAGGCUGCAGGUCUUUAGCUUCACCGGGGACCACCUCCCAGAGAGCCAGGCCGAGGAAAGAGCCAUGUCCUGGGCCAGGUAUAAGGUUGCCAUCACCAAGCAUAAGGAUUCAGAGCAGUUCAGCUCCAGUCUGUACAAUCAGAACAACAUCUGGAAUCCAGCUGUAGACUUCAGCAAGUACAUAGAAGACAACGAAAACAUUGAAGACAAGGACCUGGUUGCCUGGGUGACCACCGGCUUCCUCCACAUCCCCCACUCUGAGGACAUCCCCAACACGGUAACUGUGGGCAAUGGGGGCGGGGUCCUGCUACGGCCCCAUAACUAUUUUGACAAGGACCCGUCUAUCCACUCCGCUGAUAGUGUGUACAUUAACCCGGGCAGUGAAGACAGCUGUGAGAACAAUAGGAUGGCCUGCCUUGCUCAAGAGACCUGUAGCCCCGUCCUCGAACCCUUCACCUACAACGGCUUUGACGGAGUCAUGAAGUUUGAAGAUGAGGUCUGAUUUAUUGUGCACGGCCAGCAAAUUUGAAUAUCUGAACUACAUGUGUUGGAGCAUCAGGCAAGAAAAUAAGUAUUGAAAUUAUUUAUGGAAAACAUACUUACUUAGUGUUUCUGAAAGUGCGAGGAGAAGAUCAAUACCCUCUCAUAUUUGCAGAUUGUUAUCGAGCUUCUCCUCUCAUUCUUUGAUGGAAAGAAAAUAAUCAUAUUUCUUGAAAUGUCUAAAUUUUUUUUUAAUUGUCAGUUAUUAGCUU
Etheostoma cragini (Arkansas darter) is the source of this 2603-nucleotide messenger RNA. RefSeq names its product amine oxidase copper containing 2 (gene aoc2). The record is from RefSeq and is a predicted model, not a curated record. Gene Ontology annotation, biological process: amine metabolic process. Lineage: Eukaryota; Metazoa; Chordata; Actinopteri; Perciformes; Percidae. The transcript has 5 exons. Bases 86 to 2353 code for a protein of 755 amino acids. Gene Ontology annotation, molecular function: copper ion binding; primary methylamine oxidase activity; quinone binding. Gene Ontology annotation, cellular component: plasma membrane.